Messenger RNA from Amyelois transitella, 1618 nucleotides. RefSeq lists its product as uncharacterized. The record is from RefSeq and is a predicted model, not a curated record. The transcript is spliced from 5 exons. Gene Ontology annotation, biological process: recombinational repair. NCBI's taxonomy places the organism in Eukaryota, Metazoa, Arthropoda, Insecta, Lepidoptera, Pyralidae. Bases 263 to 1330 code for a protein of 355 amino acids.
GAUGUCGAGUGGACACAACGUUGCGCAAACGAAGUGUGAUAUAUAACGCCCACUCCUAGUGUCAAAGUCAACAGAAAUUAACCAAGCAGCACUAAACAAACAAAAGCUAUCAAUUUACUGUUUCAUUGGUUUGUUUACAUUUUAUUUACAAUUUUUAUUCGCUAUUUUAACUUUGAUUUUGCCAACGGAGAAUUGUUAAUUUCAUAGAUCCAUUGCCCAAAUUCAGUUGAAUUCACUAGGUAUUAGUGUAAUAUAAAAGAAAAUGUUCGAAUCUGACGAUUAUGAUCAGAUACUGUCGCAAUUCGAUUUCCCAAAUUUGCCUGUAGUCGAUCAGAAAGGCAUUGAAAGUGGAAUAGAAAAUUCCGAAAAUGUACACACAAAUGUGAAAGAAAAUUUAAAUAAAAACAAUAAUAUAACAAAUAAAGUUGAUAAUAAAUCAAAUUCAACUUUUAUUCCUGCCCUCACUGAAGGAACACAAUCAACAAAAAAAUGUUUUAACACGUCAUCUCCCAUACUACAACUUAAAGAAUGUUCAACGAAUAUUUCUGAAAGUAUCAGAAUGCCUGACGAUUUGAAAGUAUCUCCAAAGCAUUCAAAGCGUAAAAUUAUUGAUUCACAUUUUGAUUAUAAUAGUAAAAGGAAGUUUCCUGGACCUGCAGGCCUCCUAACAGGUAGCCUUCGGGAGAGUAAAGAUGAAACAGUCUGUCAAUUGGAACUAUUUUCUCAGGAUGUUGAUUUUUCACAAAACAGCAUAAAAAGAGGAUGUUUUGAGUCACCACUGUGGAGUAAGCUAAAAGAAGACAUUGUAGCAUGGAACCUAAUUGAAAUCGAUUCGAUAAAAGGAAUUAAACAGCAAGCACUGGCUGGUAAUCUUCGUAGAAGAAAAGCACAAACAGUUACAGCAUUUAUUGAGACUGUAGAUAGAUCAGCAACUGACCCGCUUAUUGUGUUGAGGGACCCUACAGGUAAUAUCAAAUGCACACUCCAUAGAGAUGCCUGGUCACUAUUUUCUUCAUAUCUAGUAGCAGAUCAGUGUGCGCUUGUCUUAUGGAGACCUACAGUCCUCACAACGGGCAGUGCUUUCAAAAAACAUUACUUAAAUAUUACUUUAAGCAAUAUUUAUGCCAUAUUCAGUUCAGCAAUAUUAUAUGAUGAGUCAGAAUCAAUGCCUGAUCGGUAUCUGAAAGAAUGUGAAAAUGACUUCACAAUUAUAAGGAUUAAAGAGGCCCCAGAAUGUUUAGGAGUGGAUGUUACAGCCAAAAGUGACAGCACUAGCAAUGAACAUUUAUUAGAUGAUUUAGAUAGUAUAUUUUCAGAUGAUUUAUUCUGAUGAAUCAUUAAUAUGUCACUUCACACAUCAAUGGACUCAUUCUGGAUAACCAAUGUUAUUUAUUACAUUAUACUUUACUAAUAUUUCUUUGCGGAACUUCGAGCGGCAAGAUGAGUUCGUGAAGUACAGCACUGGCAAGAACUGGAUUGCGUUGGGCCAGGAAAGCGAAAGUUGGCAUAGACAGGUUUAUACCCAGCUGUGGGCCAUGGAGGGACAUAAAACAUCUGUGAUUGUCCUGUAUUAAAAAGCUUAAGCCUUAACUUCCCUCUCUAUCUUUGAAGUUAACUG